This is a messenger RNA of Lotus japonicus, 1751 nucleotides long. Its product is annotated as RNA demethylase ALKBH9B-like. The record is from RefSeq and is a predicted model, not a curated record. Gene Ontology annotation, molecular function: demethylase activity; mRNA binding. Bases 121 to 1497 code for a protein of 458 amino acids. NCBI's taxonomy places the organism in Eukaryota, Viridiplantae, Streptophyta, Magnoliopsida, Fabales, Fabaceae. The transcript has 6 exons. Gene Ontology annotation, biological process: mRNA catabolic process.
CUCUCUCCGUAGACUUGACUUGGUAACCAAGUUCCUUAAAAAAAGACUUUGGUAUCAAAGUCACCGAACCGCUUCAUUCUCUCUAGAGCUGGUGUUUGUGAGUGAGGAGAAGCUAGCUGCAUGGAGCUGCUAAGAUCAUUGAAGAAGGAGGACAUAUUGGAGGUUCUCUCUAAUGGCUUCUGUAACCACUGUGAGGAUCUUGUGCAUGAUCGAAUCAGAAGCCUUCAUAAAAGGAAGCUGAAUGAAAAUUCAUCUGAUGAUGAAAUUGAAUCUAUUAGAGAUGCAGUUGACUUGCCUGUGAAUGGAAAUGCUUCAAAAUCUGAAUCUGUGACUAGAAGGCUUGGAGAACAAAGGGAUAGUCCAAGGAACUCUUUGAUAAAACAUGAUUCCGUUCUCUCGAUGAGGAAUGAUAGACAAAAUUUUGAUUCUCCACUUAAAUAUUUGGGGGACUGCAAGCAAUCUGAUUCCGAAUUGUUGUUAAAUGAUGCGAUUUCUGGAGUUUCUUCAUUGGAAAACAGGGUAUCAGAAGAACAAAGGGAGCGUAUCAGGUACUCUCAAGUUCACAGUAAAAAGGACUUUACCUGCUUUGAAAGGAUAAAUGGGAGAGAUGUAAAUGUGCUCCAAGGACUUGAACUUCACACCGGCGUUUUCAGUGCUUUGGAGCAGAACAAAAUUGUAGAGCAUAUAUACAGAUUGCAAUGGAGGGCAAAACAAGGGAAACUUAGAGAUCGAACAUAUUCGGAACCAAGAAGGUGGAUGCGUGGUAAAGGACGCGUGACAAUACAAUUUGGCUGCUGUUACAAUUAUGCAGUGGACAAGAAUGGAAACCCUCCUGGCAUAGUUAGAGAUGAAGAGGUUGAUCCAUUACCACCUGUAUUCAAACAAAUGAUCAAGAGGAUGGUUAAGUGGAACAUUGUUCCUUCCACUUGCAUUCCUGAUAGUUGCAUUGUGAACAUAUAUGAUGUAGGGGACUGCAUUCCUCCUCACAUUGACCACCACGAUUUUGUGAGGCCAUUUUAUACCGUGUCAUUCUUGAAUGAGUGUCAAAUAUUAUUUGGUACAAACUUGCAAGUUGUUUGUCCUGGCGAGUUUUCGGGGCCCGCUUCCCUUUCUUUGCCUGUAGGGUCAGUGUUCAUUUUGAGUGGCAAUGGAGCUGAUGUUGCUAAACAUUGUAUUCCAUCUGUGACAUCAAAAAGGAUUUCUAUUACCUUUAGAAAGAUGGAUGAGAGCAAGUUACCAUAUAAAUUUUCACAGGAUCCUGAGCUAGUUGGGAUCAAGCCACUUCUCAUUUCUCCACUAAACAAAGCAGCCACUCAGCAUGCUGAAGUUGGGAACUUAGAAACCCAACAACAGAAGGCUCACAGUGUUCAAUCCGAAUCUGAUACACCUCGGAAGACUAGAAAGGAAAUGUUUCAUGUGGAAAAUGAAUUUCCUCCUCUCAAUAGUAGCUUUAGAAAAUCGAAGGUCAACAAAUUUGGAAGCAGGGCCAGGCAUUAAGCUCAGUGUACUUGCUUUUCAUAUUCUUUUAGUAGUUGUGGUUCACUUUUCAUAAAAUUUCAAUAUUGUAUUUGUAAGAAGCUGAUAAUGAAUAUCAAUACUACUUGCUAGUGAGUCAAUCAGUGACAGUUAACUUCUGAUGAAUUGUAGUUUGCAUUGUGUUAAGAGUACAAGUUUGUAAAAUUUUCAACUAGUUAAUAAUACUGCUACCUUGUUAUGAAAAUAUGAAAUAGAUUGGUGGAUUGAAUUAACAA